AUGUCUUCCUUCAAGAGCAAAUACCAAGAGGAACUCAUUGCCAAUGCUGCUUACAUUGGCACCCCCGGGAAGGGUAUCCUUGCUGCUGAUGAGUCAACUGGUACAAUUGGUAAGCGUUUGGCCAGCAUUAGUGUUGAGAAUGUUGAGACAAACAGGCGUGCUCUUCGGGAACUCCUGUUCACCACGCCUGGUGCUUUUGAGUGUCUCAGUGGUGUGAUAUUGUUUGAGGAAACCCUGUACCAAAAGACAGCUUCAGGAAAACCCUUUGCAGAGUUGUUGAAGGAAGGCGGGGUUCUUCCUGGUAUUAAGGUUGACAAGGGAACUGUGGAGAUUGCUGGAACAAAUGGUGAAACUACCACCCAAGGGUUGGAUGGCCUCGGUCAGCGUUGCCAGAAGUACUACGAAGCUGGUGCCCGUUUUGCCAAAUGGCGUGCUGUGCUCAAGAUCGGUCCUAACGAACCAUCUGAGUUGGCUAUCCAUGAAAAUGCCUAUGGUCUUGCUCGUUAUGCAGUCAUAUGCCAGGAGAAUGGCCUGGUACCUAUUGUGGAGCCAGAGAUCCUGGUGGAUGGACCUCAUGACAUCAACAAAUGUGCCGCUGUGACUGAGCGUGUUCUGGCUGCAUGCUACAAGGCGCUAAAUGAUCACCAUGUUCUGCUUGAAGGAACUUUGUUGAAGCCCAACAUGGUGACUCCUGGUUCUGAGUCUCCAAAGGUCACCCCAGAGGUGAUAGCUCAAUACACUAUUAGGGCGUUGCAGCGAACCGUUCCUGCUGCAGUUCCUGCCAUUGUGUUCUUGUCUGGUGGGCAGAGUGAGGAGGAGGCAACCCUUAACCUCAAUGCCAUGAACAAGCUCCAGGUAAAGAAGCCAUGGUCUCUUUCUUUCUCUUUCGGAAGGGCACUUCAGCAGAGCACUCUCAAGGCAUGGAGUGGGAAAGAUGAAAACGUUAAGAAGGCUCAGGAUGCUUUCAUUGCCAGAUGCAAGGCAAACUCACAAGCAACCUUGGGAACUUACAAAGGUGAUGCUACCCUUUCUGAGGGUGCUUCUGAGUCUCUCCAUGUGAAGGACUACAAAUACUAG
Messenger RNA from Sphenostylis stenocarpa, 1077 nucleotides. NCBI's taxonomy places the organism in Eukaryota, Viridiplantae, Streptophyta, Magnoliopsida, Fabales, Fabaceae. The record is from the annotation of a GenBank genome assembly.